UGAAUAUACAUAGCAAGGGGUGUUUCACUCUCAAAAAACUUUUAGAGUUCUGAGCAUCAGAAAAUAGAGGGGAUUUAAACCAACUGGCUGAUGUGAUUUUAACUAAAAGAGCUUUGAUAUGUAACUGCAUUUUGUUAAACUAAGAUCCUUGAGUAGGAAUGUGUUAGAAACAUUACAUGGGAACACCUCCCCUUGAAGGUUCUUCAGGGUGGGGACUGUCUCUUACUGUGUAGAUAUACAGCACCUGGUAUAUUGGGUCCAAUCUCUUUCGGGGCUGCCUGUUGUUACUGUCAUACUGACAUGAUCUCAUCUGAAUGAACAGUGAGAUCACUUUUCUAUCUCUGUAUUCUGCACCUCUGGAUUCUUCAGCACACCAACUCACAUUGCUUCUUUCUCUCCUCCCCUCAUCUCCAGCUAUUCCAUCCUUGCUGUUGAGCACCCUGCUGUGCUUGAAAUACAUCAUGCUGCAUGCAGCUCCCCUGUCAGAGUUCUCAGGGGACCAGGGAUUCCAGCUGUUUCUGCAGAAGAACUUGGAAUUCACUCGCAAGAUCAAAAUGGAUGUUGAGACCAUGCGGCAGCACAUGUGCGAUAACUUUCAACUCUGCAAGGAGGAGGAGCUCAUGCUUGUCAAGCAGAACCUCAACAUCUUCCAGCCAUCACUGAAUCAGUGUCUGAGCAAGCCCUUCCAAGUGGAUGUCUGCUUCAGCCAAAUACGGGAGGGACUCCAGACCUACCACGGCUACCUCUCCACCAUUGCCCAGCUCCUGCCUGGUCACUCCACUCAAGUGGAAGGCCUUCAACUGGAUACCUCCAAUCUCUCCACCAAUAUCCAACAGCAGGUAGAGGCUCUCGGACUGAACAUGGGAAUGGUGACAUACCCCAAGGAGGAAGGCCAAGGCACCCUCCUCACCUUCUCAUCCCAGUUCUACCAGCAAGCCGGAGGAUACAUCGUCCUUGCCAACUUCCAGCUCUUCCUGGACCUUGCCUACCGGGUGCUGCGUCACCUCAUCAUGCCAUAACGAGGCACAAGGCACUCCACCCAUGGGGAGACACUGCUCUCAUUGGCAUCACAGCACCUUCCCCAAGGAGUAGCUGCAGAUUCUGAAAUCUAAAGGGCACAUUUACAAAUAGAAGGUUCCUAAUACAGGAGCUAGGCGGACUGGGGAAGCAUUUAGGGCACUCUAUUCUCAGGAAGAUUCUCUAGUCCUUCAACAUCAAAACCUUCUUUCCACCUCAAACUGUCACAGUGACAACUUAGCCUCUUCCUUGUUUACUGGCUGGAUGGUCUUGCCACCCUUGUUUGAACAAGGACAAAACCCAGUGCCUGCCUCUAUGCUCCUACCCUGGUUACUAUUUCUGAGGCAUGUAUGGUCCUACUUUACCCUUAUUUAUUUCUCAUUCCCGAGCCAUACUGGUGCCUCCUGGCACACAGUCCCAAGACUAACCCCCAUUGGAUCCAGCUACCCAGCAUAUUUAAUAUUUAUCAUUAUUUAAUAUUUAUGCAGCUUUUAGAACUCAGAGGUGAUGCAUUUAAAUCUGGGGGCUAUUUUUAAGGUUAAAAAAAAUCAUUCUGAGUCUUGGGUGUUGGCAUCAAACAUGUUGCAGCAUCAGGAAGCCUAGAUACAAGGCAAACAGCUGCACUUGGGCUGCGAUUCCUGCAUAUUUUUAUAUGUGCACAGUGUAGGUACUGUUUAAUAUUUAAACAAGUGAGUAUCCCCAUAAUGAGGUUGUUGCUGUUUGGGAGCUGGACUGAGCACGGAACUGGGAGUCAGGGGCUCCUGGACUUUAGGGCCAGCUAGACACAGGCUCCUUGUAGGCCACAAAUUGUACUGCAGUUUCCCCAUCUGUAAAAUGGGGGUGCUACUGUUUACCUGCUUCGCCGAUGUGUUGCGAGGCUUACAUGGUUAAUGUUUGAAAAAGGGGCGAUAUGAAGAGUGAGAAGGUAGGAUGGGAAAGGGACUGGGGUGGAGGGGGGGUGGGCUCUUUAGUGAGAUCUCAGCCCCAGGGAAGGGCAGGCUCUGCACUCUGCAGACUCUCACUGACCUCCCCAAAUCUGAGAUCUACCCACCCCCACUGCAAGCUCAACCACUUUCCUCCUUGUUACUGCUUCUGUCCUUGCCACAACACAAACCAACAUUUUAGCACAAUGCUGUAAAAGAAGUUGGAAUGAGCACAGAAUGGAGCUGCGGGGUUUGGGGUUUACUUCCCAACUCUGCCAUGGAUGAGCUGCAUGCACUUCAGCAUGUCACAGGAACAUGGGAGUGGAAGAGAAUCAUCCAGGUGACUGAGUUCAGAUCCCUCUUUGUGCCUUACUUUAAUAUGGAGAGAAUUUCCUUCCUCAGUGGCUGAAGACACUUUAAAGGAUAUUUCCCUUUGUUGGUUGUGGUUGGAGCAGGGACAGGAUCAGUCAAUGCUGUUUUUAUUAUGAGUACAUUUACACAAGCUGCAAUUAUUAGUUAAAAGGCUUGCCAAGAGAUGAGAUGGUAACAGGCACCAUAAUUGUGGUGCAUAUGUAAUUUCACCUUCAUUAAAACUAGGCAGCCUUUUUGUAACUUAUUCAGUUUUUCUUUUUUUUUUUUACAAGUGUACAAUCCAAUAUUCUUUAUAACUCUCACAAACUAUUUAUUGUUUCCUUCCACUAUAAACUAAUUAUUUUAUUUAUUAUAAUUUAUUUACAUGAGUCUUUAUUCCUGUUGCAUACCACCAUCCCUUUCCGUUGGGUUAAUCCAGAAUUCCACUAGAUUGGAACGACUCCUAAACUCUAUUCACAUCCAAACUGGAGUCAUUCAGAUUGGAUUGUGCUGGAGAGGUUUAUGUUCCUCGAAUGUUUUCAAUGUGUCACUGCCUCACAGGGCACAAGCAUGUGGAUACACAUGGGACUAUACUGGAUUGUACUACUCUCCAAACCAUCAGUGCACCCAGAUGAAGAAGGAACACCCCGAAUGUUUGCAGUUUUGUUUAAAAGCAUAGUUUUCAUUGACCAAUUUAAAAAAAAAAAAUCAGAAUUUUAAACUUAGCCAAAUGACAGGUGGAAUGUAUUAUUUUGUAACUGUCUGUUUAUAUAAUAUAUAUUUUACAUUUUUCUAUUUAUUGUUAU
This is a messenger RNA of Alligator sinensis (Chinese alligator), 3097 nucleotides long. RefSeq names its product colony stimulating factor 3 (gene CSF3). NCBI's taxonomy places the organism in Eukaryota, Metazoa, Chordata, Crocodylia, Alligatoridae. Gene Ontology annotation, molecular function: growth factor activity; cytokine activity. The record is from RefSeq and is a predicted model, not a curated record. Gene Ontology annotation, biological process: immune response; positive regulation of cell population proliferation; positive regulation of myeloid cell differentiation. Gene Ontology annotation, cellular component: extracellular region.